AUGAGGAGCAGCGAGGCCAUGGAGCUCCUGGGCUUCGCUCCCUACUCCCGGCCGUCCCCUUCCGAGGUGAAGGCUGCGUAUAGAAGAAUGGUCAUGGAGUCCCAUCCCGAUCGUGUACCGACACAUCAGAAGCCUCAAGCAGAGUCAAAAUUCAAGCAGAUAGUAGAAGCAUAUUCUUGUUUGAAGGAUGGUCGAAGAUUUGGGAACAGAAUGGAAGUACAUGUAAUGAGGUCUGGUGUUCCAACGGGAUACAGAAGAUCAAACAAGAUAUUGAUUAAAGCCCCCUUUCUGCUCAUAAUUUGUGCCGCAGUUUCCUUUGGUUCCUACAGCGCUUCGAGGGCAUACCAGCGGCAAAAGGAUGUGUGUUCCUCUCAGAACCCUUUUCUUCCAUAAUGGAAAUCCAUUGUACUGUCCAUAUCCAUAUAUAUAAGCUACUCCCUCCGAUCCAUACACAUAUGGAUCGGAGGGAGUAAAGAGAAGAUCUGCAUGUUGCAAUUUGAGAUGCAAAACAAUCUCUGCACUGAAUAAAGGCACCCUUGUGAUUUCAAAGAAAAGACACAUGCUUUGUAGAUGUUCAAUUUAGCUCUAGGGAGCAUAUGCUCCUGCGCGCCAAAAAUACAUUUACAAAUGUGAAAAUAUACAAGACAAUUCAGACAUUUAAAUGUUCAUUUUCAAAUGUAAUUUGCAAUUUUUUA
Triticum dicoccoides is the source of this 695-nucleotide messenger RNA. Its product is annotated as chaperone protein DnaJ-like. The coding region runs from base 1 to 393 and encodes 130 amino acids. The record is from RefSeq and is a predicted model, not a curated record. Gene Ontology annotation, molecular function: protein folding chaperone; protein-folding chaperone binding. Lineage: Eukaryota; Viridiplantae; Streptophyta; Magnoliopsida; Poales; Poaceae. The transcript has 6 exons. Gene Ontology annotation, cellular component: nucleus; cytoplasm.